UCAAAUGGUUUGAAAGGAUAUCGUAGGCUGUAGCUCGGCCAACGAUACACUGACCCGGGUUUGGCUGUGGGAUUGCUGUCCCGCCUAGCAUACGGCAUCCAUAUGAAGCGAAAGCAAACAACUUGCAAAAACCCAUCUUUGGUCAGAGGAAGGGUUUGGAGAGAGCGAGCUAUCAGCUCAAAGGUGGGAAAUGUUAGGGAGAAGACUAUUCUCCCUGUUCAAAAGCUCCCCAACGUCGCAGCUUUCUGGCUCUGCAAAGCCCACCUAUGAAGAUAACAGCAAGUCAUUGGCUCGAAAGGCGGUGUCUCUUGUUUUGUUUACUGUAACAGGUGGUGUCGCUCUGAGUGCUCUUGACGACCUUGCUAUUUAUCGUAGCUGUAGCAGCAAGGCCUUGGAGAAAGCCAGUAAGAACCAGGCAGUCAUAGAUGCCAUUGGGGAACCUAUUGAAAAGGGUCCAUGGUACAGUGCAUCACUUGCAGUAGCUCAUAAGAGGCAUUCUGUGUCUUGUACAUUUCCUGUGUCUGGACCACAAGGCUCGGGAAUUUUCCAGUUGAAGGCAGUCCGUAAUGGAGAUGACUCCUGGUUAUCAUCUCUUCUGCCUCGUGAUUGGGACAUUCUAAUCAUGGAUGCUCUUCUCCAUGUUCCUGGAAAUGACGAGAAGCAUCAAACAUUACGGAUUAGUCUAUCUGACUUCACUCCCCCAGCUUGUAAAGCAUGCACCGAGUGCAAGCCUCAAUUUCAAAAGUCACAGAUUCCAGAGCAGAAAUGAAAGUCUGAUAAUUUUUAAUAUGGUCACAUGUUUACUUGUUUAACUUUUUCGCUUGCACAAGUUUCCACCAUUUCAACGUUGGCAAAUCAAACUGAGGGAACCUCCAUACUUGAUAUGUGAAUGAAAUAAGUUUUGCGAAAUUUUUGUUGAGAUCAGUUGGGAAUGUAAUGAAACUUAAAAGAAAUGAGAGGCCAAAUUUGUUCU
Juglans microcarpa x Juglans regia is the source of this 973-nucleotide messenger RNA. RefSeq lists its product as uncharacterized. Lineage: Eukaryota; Viridiplantae; Streptophyta; Magnoliopsida; Fagales; Juglandaceae. The record is from RefSeq and is a predicted model, not a curated record. The transcript has 4 exons. The coding region runs from base 191 to 769 and encodes 192 amino acids.